Thermochaetoides thermophila DSM 1495 is the source of this 1833-nucleotide messenger RNA. RefSeq lists its product as uncharacterized. Gene Ontology annotation, molecular function: nucleic acid binding; RNA helicase activity; ATP binding. Gene Ontology annotation, cellular component: nucleolus. The coding region runs from base 1 to 1833 and encodes 610 amino acids. NCBI's taxonomy places the organism in Eukaryota, Fungi, Ascomycota, Sordariomycetes, Sordariales, Chaetomiaceae. The record is from RefSeq and is a predicted model, not a curated record. The transcript is spliced from 8 exons.
AUGAAGCGAAAACUGGACAAGAACGACGAGCCUGAGGAGGGCCCCGAGCCCAAGAAGACCCAGCCCAGCAAGCCGGAUGAGCAGCAAAAACAACAACCCGAGCCUGAACCGUCGUUUUCAGAGCUCGGCCUCGACCCGCGCCUGGUGCAGGCCGUCGCCAAGCAGAACUUCGAGAAGCCAACUCUUGUGCAGCGCAAGGCCAUUCCGCUGGCAUUGAAGGGACAGGAUGUGCUCUGCAAGGCCAAGACUGGCUCCGGAAAGACGGCUGCUUAUCUUUUGCCCAUCCUCACCAGCAUUUUGAAGCGCAAGGCCACCGAUCCGACUCCUUUUACCGCCGGUUUGAUCCUUGUGCCGACUCGUGAGCUUGCCGACCAGGUCUUCAAGGCCGUCGAAGAGUUUUCCGCCUUCUGCGCCAAGGACAUCCAUGCCGCCAAGCUGACCGAGAACGUUUCCGACGCCGUGCAGCGGUCCCUUCUUGCCAAUGUCCCGGAUGUUGUUGUCUCAACCCCAGCGCGCGCCUGGCAUAGCGUCAAUUCGUCGGCCCUGUCGCUGGCCAAGCUGCAGUUCCUCGUUCUAGAUGAGGCCGACCUGGUGUUAUCGUACGGCUAUGACGAGGAUAUGGAGAACCUCUCGCGGUCGCUGCCGAAGGGCGUUCAGACUAUCAUGAUGAGCGCGACGCUCUCACCCGAACUGGACGCGCUUAAGGAGAUCUUCUGUAGAAACCCGACAAUCCUGGACCUGAAAGAGGAGUUUGGCGCCGAGGACGAGAAGCUUACUCAGUUCUACGUCAAGUGUGGCGAGGAGGACAAGUGGCUAAUCGCAUAUCUUAUCUUCAAGCUCCAGCUCAUCAAGGGGCCAUGUUUGAUCUUUGUCGCCGAUAUCGAUCGGUCAUACCGGCUGAAGCUAUUCUUCGAACAGUUCAGCAUCAGGAGUUGCGUCCUUAACUCCGAGUUACCUAUCAAUACCCGCAUCAAGAUCAUUGAGGAAUUCAACAAGGGCAUUUAUGACAUCAUCAUUGCCUCCGAUGAAAGGCCCGAGGCCUUUGGGGAGGAAGCUGCAGAGGAAGGUGAAGAAGAGAAGGAGAAGAAUUCAAAGUCCAAGGACGGACAAGAGAAUCAGAAGUCGAAGAAGAAGAGGAAGUAUCAAAAGGAUGAGGAGUACGGAGUGUCGAGAGGUAUCGACUUCAAGAACGUAGCUGCAGUCAUCAACUUCGACAUGCCGACCUCCGCUUCCUCUUACACACACCGUAUCGGACGCACAGCACGCGCCGGCCGCGCCGGUAUUGCCCUCUCUUUCGUCAUCCCUAAGGACCAGUUCGGCAAACACAAGCCGACGAUGGUCAAAAGUUGCGAGAAGGAUGAAAAGGUGCUGGCUAAGAUCAUUCGCCAACAGGCCAAGCUUGGGCGGAAGCUGGAGCCAUACAACUUCAACAAGCAGCAGAUGGAGGCGUUCCGGUAUCGUAUGACUGAUGCGCUCCGUGCUGUCACCAGGGCGGCGAUCCGUGAGGCCCGGACUCGUGAACUGCGACAGGAGCUUCUUCGGAGCGAGGCUCUGAAGAGGUAUUUCGAAGAGAACCCAACCGAGCUGCAACAUCUGCGCCAUGACGGUGAGCUCGGUAAAGGCAUGAGGCAUCAAGCUCACCUCAAGCAUGUCCCAGACUACCUGUUGCCUAAGGAAGGCAAGAAGGCGUUGACAGAGCAGCAAAUCGGCUUUGUGCCGUUCAAGAAGUUGGAUGGCAAGGACAGGAGGAGGAGAAAGGGCAGGCCUAAAGGGCGAACAUUCAAGACGGGUAAGGACCCGUUGAAGACAUUCAAGGUGAGGAGGAAAAAAUAA